AGAUGUUCCUUCCCAUCGCCUUACACAACUAAAGAACAAGUUACGUAACAAUCUGAUUAUGUAAAGCUGAUAACAGCAAUGUUUCGUAAUUCUUAGCUAUAUAAGUAAGAUAAAGCAGACCACUUCACUCUAGCUACGUCCUAAACCUCGUCAGCAGACACAUCAGACGACAAGAUGAUUCCCCUCGUCCUAACAACCAUAGCCUGUAUAACUCUGGCUGAAGCACAGAUUAUCACAUGGUUCGGCGGACCGUGUCCAGACGUCACAACAAAGGAAAACUUCCAACUACUACCGUACAUGGGCCGUUGGUACGAAAUCUCCAAAUAUCCCAACAGUUUUCAGAACGGGGAAUGUGGCACUGCCCAGUACACACUACAGGACGACAAUACCGUCAGGGUCAACAAUACACAGUUAAAGGAGGGUGGCGUUAUCGAUACAGUUAUUGGUGAGGUCCGAGACGACCCCAACUCCGACGUACCCGCUCAUUUACAAGUCAGGUUCUCCUCAUGGCAACCCUGGGGUAAGUACUGGGUGUUGGACACAGACUACGACAGUUACACCGUAGUGUACUCCUGCUCCUACUACGUCAUCAACAAGGUAGAGUUCCUGUGGAUUCUCGGACGCGAACGCACAGUUGAAGAAGAGACCAAGGAUAAAAUCCUGCAAAUGUUAGAUAAUUUUAAGAUUGACGCUACGAAGAUGGUUGAUACGGUGCAAGACGAAGACAAAUGUGAUCUGUAAUCACGUCAAUUGCCGUACGUCAUAAAUAGUUCGUAAUACGUUUAUAAUAUGUUAUGUAUUAACAGCAACGGUUUACUAAACCGUACGACACCGAUAAAACGUUGCCACAGGUGAAAUGUUCUGAUCAAGGGAAAAAUAAAAGUAAUCAAUUUCAAA
Molecule: messenger RNA, 897 nt
Organism: Branchiostoma floridae (Florida lancelet)
Lineage: Eukaryota; Metazoa; Chordata; Leptocardii; Amphioxiformes; Branchiostomatidae
Product: apolipoprotein D-like
Exons: 5
Coding region: 175-741 (188 amino acids)
Molecular function (GO): pigment binding
Source: RefSeq, a predicted model, not a curated record